CCGGUGGAGUGUCCAUUCUGAGUGGCGGACCGUCUCCCAUCUCUUUUCCAGCAACCUGUCGAACGCGUCCACACCCGACGCGGCAUACUCCUGGAGCUUCAGCGCGCCCGCCCAAGCCGGCCCCAGUCCUAGCCCGAGGACUCACACGGACUCGAAGAUUGGCCACUGGGACUCUGGCGCCCACGGCCUGAGCGACCGGAUCCCCAUGUCUGCCACCCACAAGAGCACCCCCGAGGGGGCUGCCCCAGCCUCCAGCCCGGACACCGGCAACCCCCUGGUAUCAGUAGGAAGAUCUGUCCCGCCCUCAAGCUCCCCCCGAUUGUUAGUACUUGAGUCCGCCCCACCCUCAGUGCCCAGCUCCCCCCAGGUAUCAGAACCCCCUACACCCCCAGGACCUCCUACGCCCAAUAACUCCCCCCGAGGGUCGAUAGAAGGGUCCAUCAUGGAAUCGGUAUCAAUACCUCCCACACCCAAUAACACUCCCCAAGUGUCAGUACAUGAGUUCGUCCUGUCCUCAGUGUCCAGCUCCUCCCGGAGUUCGGUACAAGGACCUCCUCCGCCCAAUAACACCCCCCGAAUGUCAUUACAAGAGUCCAUCGAGUUCCCAAGGCUUGGCCCCCGCCAAGUAGCUGUACUAGAAUCUGUCUCACUCUUGGGCUCCUCUCAAGCGUCGAUACAAGGGUCCGCCCCGCCCUCAGAGCUCGGCUCCUCCUGGAGUUCGCUAGCUGGAUCUUACCCAUUCUCGGGCUCCUCCCUAGCGUCGGUACUAGAGUCCGACCCGUCCUCAGCGCUCAGCGCCCCCUGGAGUUCGCUACAAAGAACUGCUACACCUAGUAACUCCCCGCAAGUGUCAUUACAAGAGUCCGCUCCGCCCUCAAUGCCCAGCUCCUCCUGGGUAUCGGUGGAAGAAUCAGCUCCGCCCCCGGGCUCCCCCCGAGAAGGGUCCGCCCCGCCCUUGGCCGGCCCCACUCCUAUACCCACGCCCCGGGAGACUCUCACCCAGAGCAUGGCGAGUCAGGAGAAGGCGAGUACCGCAGGCCACAUGUUCGACGUAGUCGUGAUAGGAGGCGGCAUCUCAGGAUUAUCUGCCGCCAAACUCUUAGCUGAACAUGAAGUUAAUGUUUUGGUUUUGGAAGCCCGAGACAGAGUUGGAGGAAGAACAUACACUGUGAGAAACGAACAUGUGAAUUACGUAGAUGUUGGUGGGGCUUAUGUGGGACCCACCCAGAACAGAAUCUUACGGUUGUCUAAGGAGCUGGGUUUAGAGACCUACAAAGUGAACAUAAAAGAGCGUCUUGUUCAAUAUGUCAAGGGGAAAACUUAUCCAUUUCGGGGAGCCUUUCCUCCAGUAUGGAAUCCCAUUGCAUAUCUGGAUUACAACAAUCUGUGGCGGACAAUGGAUAACAUGGGAAAGGAGAUUCCAGCUGAUGCACCAUGGGAGGCCCCACACGCUGAGGAAUGGGACAAGAUGACCAUGAAAGAUCUCAUCGAUAAAAUCUGCUGGACAAAGAAAGCUAGGGAGUUUGCAACUCUCUUUGUCAAUAUCAAUGUGACAUCCGAACCCCACGAGGUGUCUGCCCUGUGGUUCUUGUGGUAUGUGAAGCAGUGCGGAGGCACCACUCGGAUAUUCUCGGUUACCAACGGGGGUCAGGAACGGAAGUUUGUAGGUGGAUCUGGUCAAGUGAGCGAACGGAUAAUGGACCUCCUCGGGGACAGAGUGAAGCUGGAGCAUCCUGUCACCUAUGUCGACCAGUCAGGUGACAACGUCAUCGUAGAGACAUUGAAUCAUGAACGUUAUGAGUGCAGAUACGUAAUUAGUGCCAUCCCUCCAACUUUGACGGCCAAGAUCCACUUCAGACCAGAGCUUCCAUCAGAGAGAAACCAGUUGAUUCAGCGUCUUCCAAUGGGGGCUAUCAUUAAGUGCAUGAUGUAUUACAAGGAGGCCUUUUGGAGGAAGAAGGAUUAUUGUGGCUGUAUGAUCAUUGAAGAUGAGGAAGCUCCAAUUUCAAUAACCCUGGAUGACACCAAGCCAGACGGAUCGCUGCCUGCCAUCAUGGGCUUCAUCGUUGCUCGAAAAGCUGACCGACUUGCUAAGCUGCAUAAAGAAACAAGGAAGAGGAAAAUCUGUGAGCUCUAUGCCAAAGUGCUGGGAUCCCAAGAAGCUUUACAACCGGUGCACUAUGAAGAGAAGAACUGGUGUGAAGAGCAGUACUCCGGGGGCUGCUACACUGCCUACUUUCCCCCUGGGAUCAUGACUCAGUACGGAAGGGUGAUACGCCAACCGGUAGGCAGGAUUUACUUUGCUGGCACGGAGACAGCCACACGCUGGAGCGGUUACAUGGAAGGAGCAGUUGAGGCCGGAGAGCGGGCAGCUAGAGAGGUCUUGAAUGCUUGGGGGAAGGUGGCAGAGAAAGACGUAUGGCUUCAAGAACCUGAAUCAAAGGAUGUUCCAGCUACAGACAUCACCCACACCUUCUGGGAGAGGAAUCUGCCCUCCGUGUCAGGCCUGCUGAAGAUCAUUGGAUUGUCCACAACAAUAACUGCCCUGUCGAUCGUGGUGUACAAAUUCAGGGGGCUGUCACGAUCCUGAAGUUUCAACCUAAUGCUUCCUGCUUAUGCUUUCCCAGCACCAUCAAAAGCAAAAUGUUGACAAAUCAAAGGCCUUGUCAUUGGACCACCUUUAAGUGCACUGAAUUUCACCCCUCAGUUUAGUCUCAGUCCGUGUUAAGUGAAAACAAUCCGAAGAAUCACCUCAUUAAUUUCAGUAAGAUCAAGUUCCAUCUUGUUGUGUAGAUUAACUCGUAUUGAUGGUAGAAUAAAACCUUGUGAUUGUUCGCUUAAUUUCAAGAA
This is a messenger RNA of Diceros bicornis minor, 2850 nucleotides long. RefSeq names its product amine oxidase [flavin-containing] A. NCBI's taxonomy places the organism in Eukaryota, Metazoa, Chordata, Mammalia, Perissodactyla, Rhinocerotidae. The record is from RefSeq and is a predicted model, not a curated record. Gene Ontology annotation, molecular function: oxidoreductase activity. The transcript is spliced from 15 exons. Bases 206 to 2590 code for a protein of 794 amino acids.